AUGGUAGCUCCAAGCACAAGUUUGACAAAUCCACAGAUCCUACAGUUUAAUGGGAAAAAUUAUGAUUAUUGGGCAAUCACAAUGAAGGCAUUAUUUUGUGCACAAGAUUUGUGGGAGUUUUUUGAAAGUGGCUACCAAGAACCAGUAGAUGCAACAACAUAUAAUGCAUUAACUCAAGCAGAGAAAGACUUAUUGAAGGAAAAUAAAAAGAAAGACUCAAAAGCCCUUUUCCUCAUCUUUCAAGGAGUGAAUGAAAGCAUUUUUCCAAGGAUUCAAGGAGCAACAAAGUCCGAGCAAGCAUGGGACAUUCUUCAAAUAGCCUAUCAAGGAAUGGAAAAGGUAAAAAUAGCUAAGUUGCAAAUGUUAAGAAGGGAUUUUGAGACCAUCUACAUGAAAGAAUUAAAUACAAUAGACUCAUUUUUCACUCAAAUCAUUGGAUUGGUAAACCAAAUCAGAUCUCAUGGUGAAAACCUUGAAGAAAGAAGAGUGGUUGAAAAGAUUUUGAGAAGUUUGCCUACAAGAUUUGAAUCUAUUGUGGUGGCCAUAGAAGAGACAAAGAAUCUCUCACAAUUUUUAGUGGAUGAGCUUCAUGCUUCACUCAUUUCUCAUGAGCAUAGACUAAGUAGGUAA
This is a messenger RNA of Cryptomeria japonica (Japanese cedar), 630 nucleotides long. RefSeq lists its product as uncharacterized. The record is from RefSeq and is a predicted model, not a curated record. NCBI's taxonomy places the organism in Eukaryota, Viridiplantae, Streptophyta, Pinopsida, Cupressales, Cupressaceae. The coding region runs from base 1 to 630 and encodes 209 amino acids. The transcript has a single exon.